Molecule: messenger RNA, 1942 nt
Organism: Nicotiana tabacum (common tobacco)
Lineage: Eukaryota; Viridiplantae; Streptophyta; Magnoliopsida; Solanales; Solanaceae
Product: putative serine/threonine-protein kinase PBL21
Biological process (GO): protein phosphorylation
Molecular function (GO): ATP binding; protein kinase activity
Source: RefSeq, a predicted model, not a curated record
GUUAGGUUGUUUUACUGUGUUUGCAUAUCUAUGAAUGUGAAAGCUUUACUAUUUUUUCUAAAUUUUCACCAUUUUCUCGUCAUAGAGUCAGGGCUACUCAUUUUCCAAAGGGAGAGGGAAUAAACCAUCUCUCUUUCCUCAUCAGCUCCAUUUGCAUUUGUUUUUCUGAUUCCUCCUCUUUUCUUUUCUCUUUCUUGUAUAUAUUCAUUAUGGUGCUAUGUUCUUGUAAUUGUUGCAAUUAUGUAAUCAACAAAUAAUUCUAGCUGAAAUUUGAGGUGGGCUUUUCUGAUUUCUGAAAGUUCUGCAUUUGUUUGGGAAAUAAUCAGCCAAAUCAAAGACAAAAAAAAUGAGUUGCUUUUCUUGCAUGAGCCCUCGUCCUAAGAAUGUUAGAGAAUAUGAUGAAGACAUGGUCCAACGAUCCAACAGUUCUGCAGUGCACGCUAGGGGGGAAUCUAGUGAUUCUGGAAGUGGAAGUGGGAGAAAGGAAGGUUCUUCGAAAGGUAAAAGCAGGGAAAGUAACAACCAGAGCAGCGAUGUCGCUCGCAGUUUCACAUUCAAGGAGCUUACCACAGCAACUCAGAAUUUUAGGGAAACUAAUCUUAUCGGAGAAGGUGGUUUUGGAUGUGUCUACAAAGGCCGCCUUGAUUCUGGCUUGAUUGUCGCAAUCAAACAACUUAAUCUUGAAGGCCUUCAAGGGAACCAAGAAUUUAUUGUGGAGGUCCUGAUGUUGAGUUUACUACAUCAUAAAAAUCUUGUUAACCUGAUUGGAUACUGCACUCAUGGAGAUCAGAGGCUUUUGGUUUACGAGUUCAUGCCAAUGGGUAGCUUGGAGAAUCAUCUUUUUGAUUUAGAACCGGGGACGGAGCCACUGAGUUGGAGAACAAGACUAAAGAUUGCUGCAGGCGCAGCUCAUGGACUUGAGUAUCUACACAAAGCAAAUCCGCCCGUCAUUUACCGUGACUUGAAAACAUCAAAUAUAUUAUUGGACAAUGAAUUCAAUCCAAAGCUAUCAGAUUUUGGACUUGCAAAGCUCGGACCUGUAGGUGACAACACUCACGUUUCAACAAGAGUGAUGGGAACCUAUGGAUAUUGUGCCCCUGAGUAUGCCAUGACUGGAAAGUUGACUUUGAAAUCUGACAUCUAUAGCAUGGGUGUUGUUCUAUUGGAGCUAAUAACGGGGCGAAAGGCUUAUGACACCUCUAAGAAACCUGGAGAACAGAACCUUGUUGUUUGGUCUAGUCCUUUCCUCAAGGACCGGAGGAAGUAUGUUCAUAUGGUUGAACCGUCGUUGCAUGGUCAGUUCUCUGCUCGCUGUUUGCACCAUGCAGUUGCUAUUACCGCAAUGUGUCUUCAGGAACAAGCCAAUUUUCGCCCCAUGAUCAGCGAUAUUGUUACAGCCCUUGACUAUCUUGUCGCUCAAGCACAAAACUCAGGUCCACAUAGAGGUGGUUCACACUCUGGCAAGCAAACGUCUCCAUCAGAAGAAGAGUUUAACGGCAGUACAAGAAAGCGAAGUUUUGAAAACAUCUCUGUUACAUUUUAAGUUUUUUUCUGAUCAAACUGCUAGAUUCACAACAUAAUGAAAAUGGAGGUGCAUUUUUUGUUUGGACGUUACAACAGACGAUAUCAGUCAAUUCAGCUUCUGAUUAUGAGAUGAUGUUUCAAUGAAUCAAGAAGAACUUCAAUGGAUUUGCAAAAAUGCUGUAGACAGCUCUUUCUCUGUACUUUGGCUGCUUGUAACCUGGAUCAAGGAACCAUUGAUUGUUUCAGAUAUCUGUAUUUGGUCUAUAUGGAAAACUAAAAACAAGGAUGUAUAUUAGCGUCGAGAUUGUAUAUACCCUUACUUUUCGUAAUUUCAUGCUUAUAAUUGUGAUCAUGUAUAAGCUAAUAUAUUAUUAUUUAUUAGAACAACAGAUAAGAUUAUUGAUGACACAUUAUUUGA